GUUCUCCCUUCAAAGUUGCCGAAUAACCCCUCAUAUGAUGACUCGUGGGAGGAGCAAGCGUUUGCUGAGGACGCAGCUGGGUCGCUUGGAGGGUGCAUAUGGCCUCCGCGAUCUUAUUCUUGCAGCUUCUGUAGGAGGGAAUUCAGGUCAGCUCAAGCUCUUGGUGGUCACAUGAAUGUCCACAGGAGAGAUAGGGCGAGAUUGAAGCAAUCUCCAGUUCCCCAGAGUGAAAUUCUUCAUCCUGAGCAUCAAAAUCACCCUAAUCACAUUCGAGAGUCAAUGCCACACUUGGGUUUCCCUUCUCGUCCUCAGCUUUGCACCUUGUUUUAUAACCCUAACCCUAAUUCUAUCCGACCAGGUGCUUUCAUUUCUCCUACCUCAGCAUCACCUUCUAGGGUUUCCUCUCCGCUGAUUGAAGGUGUUUACAAUGAUCGCUCCACGGUCAUUAACCCUUAUUACUCUUCCCUUACAAGUGAAAGCCGUGCUCAGACCACGAUGUCCUGCUUGCCGUCUAGAUCAAAUUUGCUCGGUGAGAAAUGUUGCCGUAUUGUUGAUGCUGAUCUGAUAGGAGAGAACUCCAGCACGUUACAUAGAGAAGGAGAAAGGGCUAAAGAUCUUGUGAAGACAGAUAUGUCGGUGAGCUUAAACUUAUUCAUCCAGAGUCGACCAACUCUUUCUAGUUGCGAUGAAGAGGCGAUUAGUCGCAAGAGAAAGAGAACUGAUGCUUCAAAUUUGCCAUUCUUUCUAAAACCUAGCGCAGUGGUCAGGCAUCAUGUCCAACCAGCUGAGGUAUGUGAAAUAAGCCCUCGCCCCAUAGAAGACUUAGAUCUUGAGCUUCGGCUUGGCGACCGGCCUAAGGUAAAUUUGCAGAGCUGAAGUGUUUGAGUGUUUGUCGUUCUUGUGUUUAUGCAUUUCUAUUUGGGUCUUCUUCCUCACCUUCUUUCUCGCUUUGAUCUGGAAAGGUUGAAGCUUCUUCACUUUGAAAGUGAUUACUUGACUCUGUACGUAAAGUGUAUUGGAUUUUACAUGGUGUAACAAAAUCAACAAGGAAAGCAAUUGCAGAA
This is a messenger RNA of Eucalyptus grandis, 1064 nucleotides long. RefSeq names its product zinc finger protein 10. The record is from RefSeq and is a predicted model, not a curated record. The transcript has a single exon. Lineage: Eukaryota; Viridiplantae; Streptophyta; Magnoliopsida; Myrtales; Myrtaceae. The annotation marks the transcript as partial.